Molecule: messenger RNA, 1356 nt
Organism: Nematostella vectensis (starlet sea anemone)
Lineage: Eukaryota; Metazoa; Cnidaria; Anthozoa; Actiniaria; Edwardsiidae
Product: PAT complex subunit Asterix-like
Exons: 3
Coding region: 47-376 (109 amino acids)
Biological process (GO): protein insertion into ER membrane
Cellular component (GO): endoplasmic reticulum membrane
Molecular function (GO): protein folding chaperone
Source: RefSeq, a predicted model, not a curated record
UCGCAUAGUAUUGUGGGAAGAUCAGUUUCAUGGUGGACGAGACAAAAUGCCGACUGCACCGACAACACCGGCUGUUUCAAGUCAGGAUCCUCGCCGAUCUAACAAGAUAUUUCGCUACAAACCAUCAGCAAACAAGCCUCUAGAAGAUCCCAUUCCCGACUACAUGAAUCUUUUAGGAAUGGUCUUAAGCAUGUGUGGGUUGAUGAUGAAGCUUAAGUGGGCCGCCUGGGCUGCAGUGUAUUGCUCCUUCAUCAGCUUCGCUAAUGCCAGGUCAUCAGAAGACACCAAACAGAUGUUCAGUAGCUUUUUGUUGUCAGUCUCUGCGGUGGUGAUGUCAUAUCUUCAGAACCCCCAGCCAAUGGCAGCCUCGUGGUAGCACAGGUUCACCAUGGCAACAUCAUGGCAUUCACUGUUUUUAUAAUAGCAUAUUGGUUGGUACGUUGGUACAGUACUUAGUGAACGAAAAGAGAACUGGAUUGCUAUCAGGAUAAUCUAGAUAAAUCCCUGUACAAAUAGCAACACUUGUCAGCUUUUAUAGUACUGCCACACCCGGUUGACCACAAGGCAAGGGAGAUGUUAAUGAACUACUUCACCGUGCCUCCCAACAGCAGGCUAGAUACUAGACUUUACAGCUAUUUUCAAAAUUUCAGUCAUCUUUUCAUUUUUUUUGUGUUGAAACAAGAGUCAACUUAUAUGAUUGAUUUUUUUUAGUCAAAAUCAAAACACGCCCAGCCCUUGGCAGUCUUAUAGGGCCUGCUCAAAUAUUAAUUUUGGAUUUUGUGCAAUUUAGUUCUAAGUCUAAAUAAAUAUAUAAAGUAGUGUUCCAUUUUAAUUCCUUGCCAAAAAAAAUAAUUAUAAUUUGAAUAAGAUGUUAUUUAUUCACAUAUUGAAUCCUAAAAUUAAAAACAAUUCUAUCGUUCUUUAUAAAUAGUUGUAUCUUAUGUUUUUCACCAAGAAACCAAAUACAGACUUUUCUAUCUUAUUCAAUUUGUCCACAUUGACCGAUGAUUAUAUAGGAAUUUUUAAUAUUUCAUGACCCUUUGUUGUAAACAGUCAAUGUAACUUUAUUUCAUUCCUGUCAAAGUAUAGACCCCUAGGUUUAGUAACAAAGAGGGCAUUAAAUAUGAACAGUGUACCUUUUAUUAGCUGUAUUUUUUUACAUGAAAAAGUAACUGUUAUAUUUAGUUGGGACAUAUUUCUCCUUGCGUGUGUGAAGUUUUGUUUUAGAAAGUGAUAACGGUGUGUGAAUUCCCUUUAUUUAUUAAUUCAUGCAAGCAACGAGGGAAUCUCAAAGUCCGCUACUCUUUAUUAAACCACAGGUACAUUUAUUUGCUAAUAAAUCUAAUCUUAGCUGCU